AUGAAAAAUCAUCUUGAGAACCAAAUUGACUUGCAACUACGGGACGCCGUGAAUAAUCAGUUGCACCAGCGCACCAUCCGCAACGUUGGCUAUAGACUCGGGCGCCGAAAAAGACUGUUUGAAAAACGUUGUCGCAUUUCGGAUUUCGCACUGAUUUUCGCCUUGUUUGGCAUUGUUGUGAUGUUGGUCGAAACAGAGCUGACAUUCAUCGGCGUAUACCAAAAG
Molecule: messenger RNA, 225 nt
Organism: Opisthorchis viverrini
Lineage: Eukaryota; Metazoa; Platyhelminthes; Trematoda; Opisthorchiida; Opisthorchiidae
Exons: 2
Biological process (GO): potassium ion transmembrane transport
Cellular component (GO): neuronal cell body; neuron projection; plasma membrane
Molecular function (GO): calmodulin binding; small conductance calcium-activated potassium channel activity
Source: RefSeq, a predicted model, not a curated record